CCCGCAGAGAUUUAUGAGAAGAAAGAAAAGAAAAAGAGAAAAGAAGAAGCAGAGGAACCAGAGCAGAAGGUACCGACGGAGGUUCACCUGGAAAAACACCAAAACUGCAGCAAAAACAGGACAAGGCGGACUUUGACAAGUUUGAGGAGCACUUCUGCUCAGAUUCUGGCUCUUAAAUCUUCAGAGGAACAUUUGUUCUUCUUCUGUCUCGGAGCUGGAGGAUGUCACCGGGACGCACCUCCGUCUGUACCCGGACCCGGGGCUCCUCCGCCGCCGCCGCACAGCUCUGACAGCCCCGUGCUGCCGGAGAACCCAGAACCAGAAGCAGAAGCAGAACCCGCACUGGAUGUGGAUCAGACCUGGGGCUUCAGGAUGUCCCCGGAGCUGACUGUGGGGGUGGUCUUCAGGGUUCUGCUGCCCCUCAGUUUGACUGCAGCAUGUGUGUUGCGGUUUAAUGGAUUCUCUUUGGUCUACGUUCUGCUGCUGCUGCUACUUCCACUGCUACCUGAACCCAACAACAACAACAACACUGGUAAUACAUGUCGCUGUGUGACGGCGGUGUGUGUGUCCAGUUUCCUGUUUCUACUUCUGCAGUCGUUUUUCCAGCUGACGACAGCAACACUGCAACCAGAGUACAACUGUACAUCAUGGCAGAAAGCUCUCAGUCAGCUCGGCCUCGUGAGUUUGACAGGAAGUGAUGCGGGCUCUGCAGUGCGACAGGUUCUUCCAGACAUUGGCGUGUUGGUCGUUGGUCUGAUGACGUGGAGGCUCAGUAUGAGGACGCACGCGCCGCCUGUGCCAGAGGAACAGAUGUCUGAGGAAGACUCUGUUCUCGCAGAUGAAGAGGAAGAGGAAGAAGAGGAGAACGAAAGUGGCAGGAACAGGGUUCUGGUUGAACUGGAGUUACUGGUUUGUAAAACCAGACAGAUACUGGGAAACAUGACCACAACAGGAGGGAAAGUCCUGCUGACGGUUCUACUGGGACUGACAGGUAUUGUGUUUCCGUCCCUCCCGUCCUUCCUGUACCUGCUCUGUUUCCAGGUGUUGUGCACCUGGUGGGCGUGGUCAGGUCAGGUCCCUCCCUUUGUCUUCAGGUGUGCAUCUGUUGUGUCACUGCUCUACUCCGCCUCCCACUUCCUCCUCUUCUACUGCUACCAGCUGCCGUCACUGCAAGAGGCGUGGCCACCCAACCGCACCUCUGCCAGUGUGUUCGGCCUGGUGUCGGUGGUGUCGGUGGACUGUGCUGCCCCCUGGAGGCUGCAGGUGAACUCUGACCUCCACUGGUUUCACUUCAGCAGUCCUCUGAUGCUGCUGCUGCUCUACCACACUGUGGCCAGUUUGUGGAGGAACCAGCUCAUCGAUGGUAUGCAGGGGCCGGACAUAGAGAAGGCGGAGUCAGUAGUUUCCAUGAGUUGUCACAUCAUCCAAACCACAGCAAAUAUCAGCGAUGACAUCAGGAGUGACCUCACAGCAGAGAAGCGGAGAGAGUUGUGGAGGAGAGCACAUGAUAGGCCGGAGAGCAGAGAGGUUUCAUCUGCCAAUGACAGUCCCUCUGACUCUUUUGCCCCACCCACCCAAAGCACAGCUGUAGGAUUGGACAUGUGCUCCACGCCUCAUUGCUCUGCCAGCCAGUCAGACACAUUGGAAACAUGUGUUUUCGACACCUAUGGUGAAGGAUGGGAUGAGACAGAGAACGAGGAAAAAGUGAUGAAGAGGGGGGCGGAGCCUGUGAGCGCUGCUUCAUUAGCAUUUGGUUUCCUUCUGAAGCAGAGUUACAUCUGCGCUCUGAUCUCCAUGAUGGCCUGGUCCAUCACAUAUGUGUCCUGGCUCACGUUCGUUCUGCUGUUGUGGUCAUGUGUUCUCUGGAUGAUGAGAGAGAGACGCAAAUAUACGCUCAUGUCUUCGCCUUGGCUUGUCGCCUAUGGCAACCUGCUGGUGAUCCUGCAGUACGUAUACAGCUUCGGUGUUGCCAAGGAAGAACCAGGACUGUUCCCGAAGAAGGAAGAGCCCUUCAGGGAGCUCGCAUCUAAGUUAGUGUGUCUGUUGACGUUCUGGUUGCUGCUGCGUCAGGCGAUCACUGAGAAGAGAGACAGACAGAAGUCCACACAGACAGGCACACACCUGUCUGACAUCAUCAUCCACACUGAAGAGGACCAGACGCAGGAGAAAGAGAAGGAUCUGUCCUGUGAUGAGGUCUUUCUUCUGGGCUCAGCUGCAGAAGGAGGGGUUCAGAUGGAGACGCUGGUUGCCGUGGUAACCCGGAUGUUUGUUAAAUACUGGAUCUAUGUCUGUGGAACAAUGUUCUUCUUCGUCAGCUUUGAGGGGAAGAUCGUCCUGUACAAAGUAAUUUAUAUGGUCAUGUUCCUGUGCUGUGUGGCGCUCUACCAGUUACAUUACGAGCGUUGGCGUACCUUGCUGCGCGGAUUCUGGGUAGCAGUGGUGGUCUACUCUAUGCUUGUCCUCAUCCUGGUUUACACUUUCCAGUUCCCAUCGUCACUCCACACCUGGAGCUACUACACUGGACUGAGCAAACACAGAUUGGAGGAUCUUGGUUUGGAAAAGUUCUCUGUUCCUGUUCUCUUCACUCGGAUCUUCAUCCCUACUGCAUUCUUACUAGUUUGUAUCGUACACCUUCAUUACUUCCAUGAGCCAUUCCUCCAGCUGACCGACCUGAAGACUGUGGUUGACACGCACAACAGCACCAUCACCAGAUUGGUCCACGCUGAUGGCAGCUUGGUUGACCUGUCAGUGGGUGGAGCAUCUCACCUGGAGGUGGAGAAGAGAAGAGGCCAGAAAGACAGAAAAGAAGAGUCUCAAGAGGAAUGGAGAGAGGAGGAAGAGGUGGAGGAAGAGGUGGAGGAAGAGGAGGUGGAGGAAGAGGAAGAGGAGGAGGAGGAGGAGGAGUACCCUUGUAUGUUUGACAGGGAAACAAUGUCAGAUCACAUGACAGGGUUGGUGUCCUGGAGGUUGGUGGUGGAUCGUCUGUCCGUCUUGUUCCUGAACCUCCUCCUGUCCGUCCAGCGCCUACAACGCCUCCUCUGGUGGCUUCUGGAACUACAUAUCAUUAAGAUUGUCUCCACCUACAUUAUCUGGGUCUCAGUGAAGGAGGUCUGUGUGUUUAACCUGGUCUUCGUGCUGUGUGUGGCGGUGGCUCUGCCCUGCAGACCGUGGCGCCCCCUGCUGUCAGGAGUCUGUACUGUCUGGACAUGUGUGGUGACCGUCUGCAAGAUGUUGUACCAGCUGAACGUCGUCCAGCCAAUCAGAUACUCAGCCAACUGCACCACGCCAGGUAACUCCAGCAUUGACCUGUCCGGCUCCGUGUUGUACUCAGGGCCAGUUGACCCCGCCCAGUGGGUGGGGCUUCGUAAAACCGAUGGAAAACUGCUCGACUACCUGAGGUAUAACCUGAUGAUGCUGGCGCUAUUAGCCUUUGAAGUCACCAUUUACAGACACCAAGAGUUAUACCGUCUCCGUAGAAACAAAACUCCGCCUCCCACCAGGACACUAUUCCACGAUGUCACCAGGCAGCAGCUGGAUGACAAUGUGGUAACCUGCGCUAAGUACUUCAUCAACUACUUUUUCUACAAGUUUGGACUGGAGACCUGCUUCUUGUUGGCUGUCAAUGUCAUUGGUCAGCGCAUGGACUUGUUUGCUGUAGGCCAUGCCUUUGGCCUCAUCGCUAUCCUAUCACAACGCAGCAGGAAACGCAUCGCCUCAGUGUGGCCAAAGUACUGCUACUUCCUGUCGGGGCUGCUGUGUUUUCAGUACCUGCUGUGUAUUGGGUUUCCUCCUGCUGCUUGUAAAGAUUACCCCUGGAGGCCUCCAUCCUCCAACAUGGACUCCAACGUGGUGAAAUGGCUUUUCCUCCCCGAUCACCUGACCCCUCCCAACCCACUAUUCCUCCUCUAUGACUUCAUGCUACUCCUUGGUGCCUCCCUUCAGCUGCAGGUCUUUGAGGAGGAGGUUCAGCUCCAGGUCCAGGUUCUGGCUGGAGACAACAGUGAGCUGGAUGGAGAUGAUGAUGAACAGACCUCUGAUCCAAUCAGACAACUCCGUCUGAACACUGUCCCUGACUUCAUGCUGUGCAGGUCCUACCUCGAUAUGAUGAAGGUCAUUAUAUUCUGCUACAUGUUCUGGUUCGUUCUCACAAUCAUAUUCAUCACUGGGACGACCAGGAUCAGUAUCUUCUGUAUGGGUUAUCUGGUAGCCUGUUUCUACUUUCUGUUGGUGGGCGGAGACUUACUACUGAAACCGGUUAAAUCCAUCCUGGUUUACUGGGACUGUCUGAUUGGAUACAAUGUGUUUGUCAUCACCAUGAAGAACAUCCUGUCGAUUCUGGCCUGUGGCUUCAUUAAGUCGUUGGUGUUAAAUCAUUGUUGGCUCAUUCAGCUCUUCAGUUUGGCCUGCACCAUCAAAGGAUACACCAAACCGGAGCAGCAGAGCAGUAAACAGUGUGAGUUGCCUAGCGAUGAGGCAGGCAUCAUCUGGGAUGGUGUCUGUUUUUGCUUCCUGCUGCUGCAGAGAAGAGUUUUCAGGAGUCACUACUUCCUGUACGUGGUUCUUGACCUGCACAACACACAGCUGUUGGCCUCCAGGGGGGCGGAGCUCUUUGAGGCAUCCACAGUGAAAGCUGUUCGAGCACGACUGGAGGUGGAGAAGACCUCCAUGGACCUACUGAAAAGACAGAUGGAGAGGAUUAAAUCUCGACAGCAGAAGUUCCGCAGAGGAAAAGAGAAGAUGCUCAGUUUGACCCAUGACAGCUCCCACACUGGUCAGGAAAACAAGAAGGGGCAGCAGCCAAAGGAGUGGUGGAGGCCUUGGGUUAACCACGCCUCCAUGGUGAGGAGUGGUGAUUACUACCUGUUUGAGACUGACAGUGAGGAGGAGGAAGAGGAGGAGAAAAAAGAGGAUGAGGGGAAUAAGGAGGAGGAACUUCCUGAGAAGUCAGCCUUCCAGUUUGUCUACCACGCCUGGAUAACUGACUCCAGAACAGCGAUGAGAGCUCGCAGCAACCAUCAGAAACUGUUGAACAGGAAAUCAUCUGAGCGACGGAGCAGGAGGGAGGAGAAGAAAGGGGCAGGAGGAGUCAUUGAGGUGUCAGUGGAGACUGAGGAUGAUGGCGAGGAUGAGGAGACGGAGGAAGGACCAGACACAGUGUUACGUCGGCUCUCCAACACAUUGCGGUUCUGCUGGGUUCUGCUGUCGGCUCUGCUGGACUCUCUGACUGCCUGGCUCAGCAGUCUGUGUCAGGAGCAUAUUGACAUCUCCACCGUGCUUCGCAUCGAGCACUGUAUGCUCACCCAGCAGGCCAAGCAGGGUCACGUGCCUUCUAGAGAGGCAAUUCACAUCUACUACCAGGAACAGAUGAUGAAAUCCUCCAGAGAGUCAGGUCUGGACUUCAGUUCCCAUGACGAACAGAGGCAGAUCUCAGCAGAAGGAGGAAUACUGGAGCAGGACAAUGAAGUGGAAAGGAAAGAAGAGGAAGAGGAAAAAGGAGGUGGAUCAGCAGAGGAGAAACCAGAGGUGAGUCCAGGAGGAGACGAUCUAUCGGAACCAGGACCAGCAGAACUUCCAUUAGAAUCAGGUCCAGCAGAGGGAGUUCAACCAGUGACACCAGAAUGUACAGUCAUGAAAACCAGCCAGAGGUCCCGACCCAGACUGCUGAGGAUGAGGAGAGUUGAGUCUUCAUCAUCGUGUUCAUCAUCAGAAGAAGGAAUCAGUCAUCACAGUCUGAACAGUGGAGAAGUUGUGGAGCAGCUUCCUGUCGACAUUUGGCCGACUCAGACCGUCACCUCCUCCCCGACCUCCAUCGCCUCCGUCCUCCUGCCUCCGUCCUACAGCCUUGCUCUUGGUCUCGACCUCCAGCAGGAAGAGGAGGAGGUGAGGUCAGAGUUCAGGAGGCGAACAGCAGAGGACAGGAGCGACGUCCUGUCUGACUCUACCUCUACUUCCUGUCCGCUUGCGUCUCGUACUCAAGAGCUGACGGCAAGCGAGCUGCUGAGGAACAGGACCUUCUAUGACACCGAGCUGGAGGCGUCAGACCGCUUCUACGGCAACCAGCCCCAGCUGCUGCAGCUGUGCUACGCCCUCUACAACAUCCUGGCCGCCAGGUCGGAGACAGUUUGUUACCUGGUCAUUGUGUUAAACCACAUGGUGUCCGCCAGCUGUCUGACAUUAGUACUUCCUGUCCUGGUGUUUCUCUGGGCGACGCUGUCUGUCCCUCGGCCCAGUAAGACCUUCUGGAUGACGGCCAUCAUCUACACUGAGGUCACCAUCGUCAUCAAGUAUUUCUUCCAGUUUGGUUUCUUUCCUUUCAAUCAGAAGCUGGAGGUGGACCGCUCGAAACCCUUCCAUCCUCCAAACAUCUUGGGGGUGGAGAAGAAGGAGGGCUAUGUCAUUUAUGACCUGCUGCAGCUUCUUGCUUUGUUUUAUCACAGAGCCAUUCUGAAGUGCCAUGGACUGUGGGACCAGAGCAUCUCCGUGGAGACCGAUGUGCUUCAUCACCAUGGUGAAACCACUUCCACGUCCAUGGAUCCAACGGAUUCUGCUAACACUCUGCGUCGUCGAAUCAGACAUCGAACGUGCUCCAGCUCCACCCAGCUGCGCUCUCCCGCAGGCAGCAUGAGCUCCAAAGCUCAGCCUCCCUCUAAGUUGGACUUGCUACUGGAGAAACUCCGAGAACUUUCCAUCAGAGCCAAGAAGUUCUCCGUUAGCAGGUGUAUGUCAGUUUACCAGCCGGUCUGUCAGUUCUUCAGAGCUCUCGUCCAACCAGAGUACAGCGCCGUCACAGACGUUUACGUCCUCAUGUUCUUAGCCGACACUGUGGACUUCAUCAUCAUCGUCUUCGGCUUCUGGGCCUUUGGGAAACACUCUGCGGCAGCUGACAUCACUUCCUCUCUCUCUGAAGAUCAAGUGCCUGAAGCCUUUUUGGUCAUGGUCCUCAUCCAGUUUGGGACCAUGGUGAUAGACAGGGCUCUGUAUUUGAGGAAGACCGUUUUAGGGAAGUUGGUGUUCCAGGUGAUCCUGGUGUUUGGGAUUCAUUUCUGGAUGUUCUUCAUCCUGCCGACGGUCACCGAGAGACGUUUCAAUCAGAACCUGGUGGCUCAGCUGUGGUAUUUCGUAAAGUGUGUAUACUUCAGUUUGUCGGCCUAUCAGAUCCGAUCCGGAUAUCCGACCAGAGUCCUGGGAAACUUCUUGACCAAGAGCUACAAUUACCUGAACCUGUUCCUGUUCCAGGGGUUCCGGUUGGUUCCGUUUCUUACGGAGCUCCGUGCAGUGAUGGACUGGGUUUGGACGGACACCACCCUGUCUCUGUCCUCGUGGAUCUGCGUGGAGGACGUCUACGCCCACUGCUUUGUCUUAAAGUGCUGGAGGGAGUCAGAGAAGCGCUACCCGCAGCCUCGGGGCCAGAAGAAGAAGCGUGUGGUGAAGUACGGGAUGGGUGGCCUCAUCGUUCUCCUGCUCAUCUGCAUCGUCUGGUUUCCGUUGCUCUUCAUGUCUCUCAUUAAGUCGGUGGCCGGAGUGGUCAACCGCCCGCUGGACGUCUCUCUGACCAUUACGCUGGGAGGUUUUCAGCCAAUCUUCACAAUGAGCGCACAGCAGAAUCAGCUCCGAGAUCUGACUGAGGAAGACUUCAGCUCCAUCAGCUCCUACAGCUACACACCUAGUGCCUUGCAGUUCCUAGAGGCAUAUAGUCAUGAGGAUGUGACGAUGGCGGAACUUCAGGGCAGCAGUAACUCUCUGUGGACCAUCAGCCCCCCCAGCAGACAGUACCUGAGCCAAGUUCUGAACCUGGAGCACUUCCCCCUGACCCUGUCCUGGACCAUCCAAAGGAACUUGAGUUUGGGGGCGAAGGCGGAGCUUGCAUCUGGUAAACAUGUGACAUACCUGGAUGAUCAGACCCGCCUGGAGCUGAUCCAGUUGCUGAAUGGAACCAGGACACUUCCUGUGGUAAUUCAGGAAGUGUUUCCAUGUUUCAUCCGAGCCCCAAGUGACUCCAAUGCCAAACCCAUCGAACAGCUUUACCCAGAUGACCGGUAUAAGGAUAUCCUAUUGGCCCUGGAACGAUCAACCAAUCAGAGCAAAGAGAUCCAGGAAUGGUGGAUCGUUGACCAACCAGCUGCCAGCCUGGUCCCUGUCGGGGGCGGAGCCUUGGCAGGAGAGCGACGGGAGGCGGGGCUUCAGUUGUUUGUGUUCAGCGAUAAAGUCAGUCCUCCUAGUCUGGGCUUCCUGGCUGGAUACGGCAUCAUGGGACUGUACGCAUCAGUGGUUCUGGUGAUCGGGAAGUUUGUCAGAGAGUUUUUCAGUGGAAUCAGUCACUCCAUCAUGUUCGAGGAACUUCCUUGUGUCGACCGCAUCCUCAAACUCUGCACCGACAUCUUCCUGGUGAGAGAGACAGGUGAGCUGGAGCUGGAGGAGGAGCUUUACGCCAAGCUGAUCUUCCUAUAUCGAUCACCUGAGACUCUGAUCAAAUGGACGCGACGCUGACCUCAUCCCUCUGCCCAGUAUUGAUUAUCAGACUUUGACAUCAUCAGCUCCACCCAGUAUUGAUUAUCAGACUGUGACAUCAUCAGCUCCACCCAGUAUUGGUUAUCAGACUGUGACAUCAUCAGCUCCUUGAUGAUCGCCUUUUGCUGCUGUCGUCUCUGAAAUGUGAACUGAAAAAAGUGUUCUGUCAUUGUUGUCGCUCCUCCACAGGGAGUGCUCUCCAUGGGUUCUACAUACUCCAUGUUCUUCAAACAUUUGACACCUUUUCCAUAAACUGUCCAAACUUUCAGCGUGUUUAGUACAUGUUCUCCACAUUCUCCUGAAGUCCCAAUAUAUUCUUCACUCUCCAAAUGUUCUCUGUACUCUCUAAAGGUCCUCCACAUUCUCUAAAUGCUUAACACUUGUUCUCCAAGCAUUAUCCACCUGUUCUAGUCCUGUUCUUCACAUGUUCUCCUUAACCUAUUGCCUAUACUUCCUCGACAUGUUUUUGUCAAUAUGUUGUUCUUAUGUUCUCCAUAUUUUGUCUACAUUUUUUCAUUAUCCCCAUAUUUUCUCUACAUUUUGUUCUUAUGUUCUCCAUUUUUUCUUUACGUGUUCAUUUUAUGUUCUCUGUAUGUACUCAGCAAGUUCUUCUUAUGUUUUCUGUAUUUUCUCAACAUGUUCUUACAUUCUCUGUAUGUUCUCAACAUGUUUGUCUUAUGUUCUUUGUAUUUUCUCGAUAUGUUCUCUGGAUCUUUUCUACAUGUUCUUAUCUUCUCUGCAUUUUGUCAACAUGCAUUUCUUAUGUUCUCCAUAUUCUCUCAUCAUGUUCUUCUUAUGAUUUCCGUAAUAACUCAACAUGUUCGUCAUAUGUUCUCCAAACCCGACCCUUUGAAAGAAAUAAAUGCCAUUGGUGAUAAUGAACAGAGAACAGUGGAUGAUCUGUCUGUAUUUCGAUAAACUCUACAUUGUAUCAUGAACAUCUCUGAAUAUGUUCUAAUCCAUACAGUGUGUGAAAUGUUCCUGUUCUCAAGGAUAAUGGAUCUAUUUAUUUGCUUAUGUUCCUUCUCAUGCUUGUUGCUUUUUAACAUUGAGGCUGUGAAAGUUACACAACAUUAAAUGGAAAUGAAACCA
Messenger RNA from Sphaeramia orbicularis (orbiculate cardinalfish), 9600 nucleotides. Its product is annotated as piezo-type mechanosensitive ion channel component 2-like. Gene Ontology annotation, molecular function: mechanosensitive monoatomic ion channel activity. NCBI's taxonomy places the organism in Eukaryota, Metazoa, Chordata, Actinopteri, Kurtiformes, Apogonidae. The transcript has 54 exons. The coding region runs from base 373 to 8487 and encodes 2704 amino acids. Gene Ontology annotation, cellular component: membrane. The record is from RefSeq and is a predicted model, not a curated record.